AUGGCAGCUCAAGAUCCAUGGUCUCCAUUUGAGGGCAAGUACAAGAUACAUGAAGAGUCCAGAGAGUUCGCAAGAUUGCUGAUAUCUAGAGGGUCUAAGCCCUACUCAGAACUUGGCGUAAAGAAAUCUAGAUUACAGGCAGAAAGUGUGUGUUCACUUGUAGCUGGAGCAAUAGACUUCGACGGUGAAGAGACAGAGAUAAUUGUACCAUCCCCAUACACAAAGCAGGGAAUUCCCGUUUCUAUCUACAAACCAGCUUCUCGACCAGAAGUCCCAUCUAUACUGAUCUACUUCCAUGGUGGUGGUAUGGUUAUUUGUUCCAGAAAGACCCAUGAGACAACACUCAAGAUCAUCGCUAGAGAUUCUGGGGCUAUCGUUCUCAAUGUUGAGUACCGUCUUCUGCCAGAUCCUGAUGCUGUUUAUGCUCCGUUUGAAGAUGCUGAAGUGGUCACCAGAUGGGUGUUGGAGAACAAAGAAGCUGUUGGUGGGAAACCCAACAGUAAAGUUGGUGUCGGUGGUGACAGCGCUGGUGGGCAGCUUGCUAUCGGAGUCACCAACGAAGUUCCUGGUUUGGACUUCCAGAUCUUGAUCUAUCCAUUAGCAGACACGUCCUUGUCACAAGACACUGUCCGGGAAUUCAAGCAGGUUGUAGGUCUUAAUGAAGGAGCCCUUAAAUUUUUCUUCGACAACGCUUACAACCAUAUUCCAGAUCUUUUGACCAAUCCCAGGGUCAACGGAUUGGCAAGAACGAAUACUGCGUCGUCACCUCCAGCUCUGAUUAUCCUGGCAGAGUUGGACCCCUUGACAGGAAGUGGGAUCGAGUAUGCGGAAAAGCUGCGUGCCGCAGGGGUUAAAGUUCAACUAGAGAUCAUUCAGGGAGUUCCUCAUGGGUUUUUUGGCAUGAGAAAAGUCUAUAAAACAACCACUGCCCAAGCUUAUGACUACAUCGUGAAGUUUCUGAACCAGUUUCAGUAG
Molecule: messenger RNA, 975 nt
Organism: Candidula unifasciata
Lineage: Eukaryota; Metazoa; Mollusca; Gastropoda; Stylommatophora; Geomitridae
Source: the annotation of a GenBank genome assembly